Guillardia theta CCMP2712 is the source of this 499-nucleotide messenger RNA. RefSeq lists its product as hypothetical. The coding region runs from base 31 to 240 and encodes 69 amino acids. The transcript is spliced from 3 exons. Gene Ontology annotation, biological process: endoplasmic reticulum unfolded protein response. NCBI's taxonomy places the organism in Eukaryota, Cryptophyceae, Pyrenomonadales, Geminigeraceae. Gene Ontology annotation, cellular component: endoplasmic reticulum. The record is from RefSeq and is a predicted model, not a curated record.
AGACAUUUCUCUUCAAAAUCUCACAUAGCCAUGUCUGGAUCAAGGAAAGGAAGUCUCAAGCAGAAGAGUGAACGCUUUGACUCGAACAUCAACAAGCGGGGGAAUGUGAAGCUCUCCUCCAAGAAGGAGAAGCAGUUCACUGUCGGACCGAUUGUACUUGCCUUCUUCUUGUUUGUGGUCGUCGGAUCCUCGCUCCUUCAGAUCAUCCGUCAAGCUCAGAGCGGUCAGAUGGAGGGAUAAAGUGAUGUGAAAUCUCGAUAGGUCACAGUCCCAAGUGAAUGAAACAAACCAUGAAUGAGCAAGAGCGAUAGGGAAACAGGGAAAUGACGAGGAACCAAGAAGAGGAGGGUCAAGGAGCGAGAUCACGGAUGUGAAGGCGUUGUUUGUGAGGUUUGAGUGGAGAGAGGGAGUGCACCUAUGUUGUCGUAGGCGAGUCAGGUCAAGAUGCGCCGAGUUUCUUUCAUUCUGAUGACUGCACGUUGAGAUGCAGAAGAAGUUU